This is a messenger RNA of Branchiostoma belcheri (Belcher's lancelet), 1311 nucleotides long. RefSeq lists its product as uncharacterized. The coding region runs from base 115 to 1311 and encodes 398 amino acids. The record is from RefSeq and is a predicted model, not a curated record. The transcript is spliced from 8 exons. Lineage: Eukaryota; Metazoa; Chordata; Leptocardii; Amphioxiformes; Branchiostomatidae.
UACAUCUGCCAACAUGUCUGGACUAUUCAUUGUUUGAAACGUUCUUCAAUAUAUCCCUGGCGCCACCCAUAACACAGUCUAUCGCUGGAAUUAGUUCCUUGAUUAGCCCAGACCAUGACUAAGAACGUCAUUGGUUUUUGGACGGCCACUGUUGUCUCCCUCCUGAUGAUAUUGGACAAGGGUGGCUUUGCAGUCGAAAAUGAUUGUUCCAACGCCCUGGGGAUGCACUCGGGCGGGAUCAGGGAGGGCCAAGUCAGGGCCUCCAGCAGUCGCGACCAGCUCUACGCCGCAAAUAACGGUCGCCUAGGCAACAGCCACGCCUGGAUCCCGGCCUUUAAUAACAACACGGAGUGGCUGCAGAUCGACCUGCUGAUAAAGCGGAAGGUGUCAGGGGUUAUCACUCAGGGUUAUCGUUACUGCAGAAAGCAGCAGAAGUGGAGCAGGUACGGCUGGGAGACGGUGGAGGUGUGUAAGGACUGUUCCGUCACCAGGUUCAAGAUCAAGUACUCCAGUAACGGCAAGUUCUGGGUCACCUACAGGGACCCCGAAACUUGGCAUGACAUGAUAUUUGACGGCGGCAUCAAUGCUGUAGCCACUUGGAAGUUGAACACGCUGCCAUAUCCGGUCGCCACUCGCUACAUCCGCUUCUACCCUGUCCGCUGGCAAAAUGCCGUCGCCAUGAGAGUUGAGGUUAUGGGGUGCAGACUGUCAUCUGUGACCUGUGACAUGCCACCCAGCUUCCCCAACAUGGAGAUAGUGAAAGGGACGGCGCAGAAGUCCUCCUACGGCAAGCGGAUCGUGUACGCCUGUCAGCACGGGUACCGGAUGGACGCCAAACUUCCCAUGUUCGUCCUCAACUGUAACGUCACCGGACAGUGGGGAGGGAAAGUACAACAGUGCGUCCGAUCUGCUGAAGAAUCACCAUCCACAACUGUUAAGCACAUCCCGACUAACACACGACUGCCCAACGACGUACCGUGGAGACCAACACUCCGGAUUACCACGGAAAAGCUCUACACACCCACCCUUCCGGAUUCUGCUAACCGGAAUACGGAAUCUUCCGGAAAGGCCUUGUCAGGUAGAUCUAACAAAGGGAGGGCAGCCAUAAUCAUCCUAGCAGUACUGCUUGCCGUUUUCGUCAUUGCGUUCGCGACCUGGAUCCUUUUUCUAAGAAAACCGAGACAUGUCCAGCCCGACUUUGAGGAGGACACCAGUGUGAAGUGUACGAGAUACAGUACGUUAGACAGCCGCAUCUCCAUAGAGAGUGGUCCGGGGACCAUGUUCGAGAAUAAUCUGUACGGGAGCGGGUAA